Messenger RNA from Silurus meridionalis, 4074 nucleotides. RefSeq names its product E-selectin-like. The transcript is spliced from 18 exons. Lineage: Eukaryota; Metazoa; Chordata; Actinopteri; Siluriformes; Siluridae. The coding region runs from base 628 to 3186 and encodes 852 amino acids. Gene Ontology annotation, molecular function: sialic acid binding; oligosaccharide binding. Gene Ontology annotation, biological process: response to cytokine; leukocyte tethering or rolling; heterophilic cell-cell adhesion. The record is from RefSeq and is a predicted model, not a curated record. Gene Ontology annotation, cellular component: external side of plasma membrane; membrane.
AAAAAUAGAAAAUGUGUUUGUUCGAACAAAAGGUGACAUAUACAUCUGUUUGUGAUAUAUUUAAUGAUGUGAUAGAAUUCAGCUUACAGCUGAGAGUCUAACAUUGAUCUCAAAGUCAAGUGUCUUCAGUGUUCAGCAAAAUGAACAAAUGAAUAUGAAUGUACCCUGUUGUAAGUUACCCUAAGUAACCAUUAGAAUUUUAAUAAACCAAUGAAAGUGAGGCUUUUUUAGCACAAGGAUCAUCAUUAUUUCACUGCUAUUCCUUAAUCAUUGUUCAACAAGUAGGAAUUUCCCAAGAAAAAAAGAAUGUGAUGCCCUUUUGACUUCUUCAAUAUUAACAUAGAAAGGGAAAUGCUAACAUCCUGACCAGCUUCCUCUGCUCAUUUAUCGACGAACUAAGGAAAGUGAAGAGAAGAAGGGUAUUUCCAGAAAGUGGAAUUCCAAAACUCUAAUUGCCGUCGCCUCAAGAUUCCGGGACACGCUCCAUGCAGGAGGUAAGCCACCUAUUUAAAUCACCCUCACAGCAGCUCUGGACUCAAAAACGCUUGACUGUGCGAUCAAGUCACACAUACUAUCCUGAUACUGUGACUAUACCCUAAAAGGAUUACAUCCAGAUACUCAAUUACAAUGGAUUUCUACAAUACGCAUACAUUUGCCAUGUCUACAUUGUUCAUCUUUUUCUUCUCAGUAUUGAAUCAGUGGACGGGAGUUGAAGGCUGGUCGUACCAUUACUCAGACACCACCAUGGCCUGGGUCGAAGCUCGUGAAUGGUGCAAGGAGAACUACACAGAUAUGGUGGCUAUUCAAAACCGUGAUGAAAUCGAAUAUCUCAACACAGUGAUUCCCAAGGCUACUACUGGAUACUACUGGAUUGGUAUUCGUAAAAUCAACGGCAUCUGGACCUGGGUAGGAACCAAUAAGCAUCUGACGGCAGAGGCUGAGAACUGGGCCAAAGGGGAACCUAAUAAUGGAGGCAACAAUGAGGACUGCGUGGAAAUGUACAUCAAGAGAGGCACUGAUGACGGCAAGUGGAAUGAUGAGCAUUGCCAAAAGAAGAAGUCUGCAUUAUGCUACACUGCAUCCUGUAAGAAAGACUCUUGUAGUCCUAAUGGGGAGUGUGUUGAAACCAUCAACAGCCACCAAUGUGAAUGUUUUGAAGGCUUUUAUGGAAAAAAGUGUGAACACGUUGUUAUAUGUGAGGAAAAGUACAUCUCUGCUCCUGAGAAUGGCAGCGUCCAAUGUAGCCACGCUUUCGGGAAUUUUUCCUACAAAUCCGAAUGCAAAUAUUCAUGCAAUGAAGGCUACCAGUUAGUUGGGGCCAAAGUGACAGAGUGUGGUGCCACUAAAGCAUGGUCCAACACCCCCCCAACCUGUGAACUUGUUCAGUGCCCCGGUAUCGAGACUCCUCAGGAUGGCAGUGUGUCCUGUACAGACCAAACUCUAAGCCUAGGCUCUGUAUGCAGCUUCAGUUGUAUUGAGGGCUUCAUCCUGGAAGGUGCAUCGAGCACAGAGUGUACAAAAACAGGAGAUUGGAGUGCAAAUGUUCCUAAAUGCACAGCUGUUCAGUGCCCCGCUGUCAAGACUCCUCAGGAUGGCAGUGUGUCCUGUACAGACCAGACUCUAAGUCUAGGCUCUGUAUGCAGCUUUAGCUGCAGUGAGGGCUUCAUCCUGGAAGGUGCAUCGAGCACAGAGUGUACAAAGACAGGAGAAUGGAGCGCAGAUGUUCCUAAAUGCACAGCGGUCCGUUGUCCGACUCUUGAAGAACCUUUGGAAGGGAAAAUGAAAUGCACUGGUGAUAGCUAUGGGAAUCAGUGCACAUUCAGCUGCAACAAUGGGUACCAACUUUUGGGAGUGUCUGAGCUUACGUGCACUAAAACUGCUCAGUGGAGUCAAGUGACGCCAUCCUGUACAGCUGUUCAGUGCCCCGCUGUCAAGACUCCUCAGGAUGGCAGUGUGUCCUGUACAGAUCAAACUCUAAGUCUAGGCUCUGUAUGCAGCUUCAAUUGUAUUGAGGGCUUCAUCCUGGAAGGUGCAUCGAGCACAGAGUGUACAAAGACAGGAGAUUGGAGUACAGAUGUUCCUAAAUGCACAGUUGUUCAGUGCCCCGCUGUCAAGACUCCUCAGGAUGGCAGUGUGUCCUGUACAGACCAAACUCUAAGUCUAGGCUCUGUAUGCAGCUUCAGCUGUAGUGAGGGCUUCAUCCUGGAAGGUGCAUCGAGCACAGGAUGUACAAAGACAGGAGAAUGGGGCGCAGAUGUUCCUAAAUGUACAGCGGUCCGUUGUCCGACUCUUGAAGAACCUUUGGGAGGGAAAAUGAAAUGCACUGGUGAUAGCUAUGGGAAUCAGUGCACAUUCAGCUGCAACAAUGGGUACCAACUUUUGGGAGUGUCUGAGCUUACGUGCACUAAAACUGCUCAGUGGAGUCAAGUGACGCCAUCCUGUACAGCUGUUCAGUGCCCCGCUGUCAAGACUCCUCAGGAUGGCAGUGUGUCCUGUACAGACCAAACUCUAAGUCUAGGCUCUGUAUGCAGCUUCAAUUGUAUUGAGGGCUUCAUCCUGGAAGGUGCAUCGAGCACAGAGUGUACAAAGACAGGAGAUUGGAGCGCAGAUGUUCCUAGAUGCACAGCUGUUCAGUGCCCCGCUGUCAAGACUCCUCAGGAUGGCAGUGUGUCCUGUACAGACCAAACUCUAAGUCUAGGCUCUGUAUGCAGCUUCAGCUGUAGUGAGGGCUUCAUCCUGGAAGGUGCAUCGAGCACAGAGUGUACAAAGACAGGAGAAUGGAGCGCAGAUGUUCCUAAAUGCACAGCGGUGAGAUGUCCUUACCUCCAAGAUCUAAUCAAUGGUCUCAGGAACUGUUCUUCGGAGGAAAACCUUUUCAGUACUGCAUGUUCCUUCAGCUGUCUCAAUGGCUAUGAGCUUCAAGGACACCAGAUAGUGAUGUGCAGCCUCAGUGGAAACUGGACUGGAGAGGUGCCAGAGUGCAAAGAAGUCCAGUCUGAGCACAGUUUGUCUUUGGUGUCUGGUGUGACCAUUGGUGUAGGAAGCGCCGCUGCAUUAUCCAGCUUGGGUUUUGCUUUCUGGAUAAUGAAAAGACUCAGAAAGUUGAAAGCGAAAAAGUUUGACCUUAGUAACUCGGACAUUGAUGUGCCACCCCAGCAAUACAAAAGUUUCGAUAGUCUCAUUUAGACAAUAAUGCUACAAGCUAUAUGGUCUCUUACAACACCACUUUGCACACGGCAGUUUCAACUGUAGAGUGAAUGAAUACACUUAUAUUGCAUUUUUAAUGCUGGACAUUGUCACAGAGCAGCUGUACUUGAAUCCGAUUAUGGAUUUCGAUCCCGUAUGAGUGAGUCAGAAUGAAGGGUGAUAAAAUAAUUCCCUAAAAUUAUAUACUUUAAGAGGAAACAGACUCAAAAAAUUUCUAUUCAAACAAGACUUUUCAGUACAAACAUCAGUCAUUUUUUUUAUUCCAAAGUUUUAGCUUUAAGUCUAGGUGAGGCUAUCGACUGAACAAUGAACAAAACUUGAAAUAUUUUCAAUAAUGCAGUCUUUAGACUGUCCUUGUGAGAACAACUUUAGGGUAUCUUGUGUGGUACCAACCUCAGCAUUCUGUAGGCUAGCCAUGUGGUAGAGAUCUUCACCAGCAGUGUUCUAAGGUGAAGGAGCUUCAAGCAGACAUGAGGGAGAAUCUAGCAUGGCUGAAAGGGAGAGCCAGUUUUCUAAAGUGAGGUUGAUCCUCAAUCCUCUGUAGGACUGCCUAAAGAAAGACAUUCCUGCACAUGUAUUAGUUAUUUAAUAUAUCUUCUGUGUUUCCAUGGAAGUAUUUAUUAUGUAAUUUAUUCAGCAUAUUGUUCUAUGCUGUUUGUGCUGUAUAUGAAUUUCAUGAUGUUUAUGAAGAGCUACGUAUAUGUUCUGUCUUUUUUUUAUUUUUUAUUUUUUGCUGUUUCAUUGUCAUAUUGUGAAUAUAUUUAAAGUGGUUAUUUUGCUUAUUGUAGCCACCUCUUUUUUAUUUAUAUAUUUUUUUAAGUGCUAAGAUGUGUUUUUAUUCUAUUAAAAUGUGACUUAUCAAUAAAU